UCUAAGUAAUGAAGGUAUGACUAUCGACAAUAACGUUGCUCUAAAUCCUAUACUCAUUCUUUCUCAAUAGUCAUAAUUUUGCCGAAAAAAAGACUUUUGAUAAAUCACCAAUAAUUUUAGUUAUCGAAGUCGUACAAACUUGUCUAUUAGUCUUCGAAAUUAAAGUGAAGAUUUUUUCACCGAUUGAAAAUUGAAAGUUAAUUAACUGAUGUCUAUUGAGAAAAGCUGACACUAGGGCUAUGGGAGAAUUAUUGUAUCAUUCUCAUUUCAUAGUAAUAACUAGGUUUAAUAGGCCCAUGUUUAUAGGACGUAAACAGAAAGACUUUAAUCUUUUCUUCUCAGCAAAUUAUUGCAGCCAUUUUAUUGGAACAGAUACUUUUGUCCUUUAUAGCAUAUUAAAAUCACUCUAUUCUGAAGCAUUGUUCAUUAUCAAUGUCUGAAUCUCUGAGGUACUCAUUUCAAAAUAUUUCGCUUUAGUAUAUUUCUUGGUAUUCAAACGAUUCACUUAUUCUUCUAAUUGUUCUUGUUCCAAAUUACCCUAUUACACAGCUUCUCUGAAGGGGAUCAAGAGCAAACAUGGCCAACUAGACAAGAUAUUCAACAAUCUGAACAUCAAUUAAAAAAAUGUGUACCUAAAGGGGCUUCUCAUAUCAAACUGCAUGAAUUAUUUCUGAGGAUGAAGGAUUUUGAUAAAGAUCAUCAAGAAAUGAUGACUGAUUAUGGUGAUGAUCUACAAUCAAUUAAAGUUGAUCAACAAGAACAUUCUGAAGAUGAAGAAGAAAUCGAAAUAAUUAUGAUGAAAAAACAGAUUUAG
Rotaria sp. Silwood1 is the source of this 814-nucleotide messenger RNA. The record is from the annotation of a GenBank genome assembly. Lineage: Eukaryota; Metazoa; Rotifera; Eurotatoria; Philodinida; Philodinidae.